AUGAAGCACAUCCCAGAGCGCCGUUCCUACGAAGCUUCAGGCGACAUUCCCAGUAUCCCCGAGCCUGAGCCAGCACACCUCCACUCUGGCGACUCGUCCGACGACGAGCGAGAAGCGACUGAGCUGCGUGAUGUCUGGCGUCCAGCGGUACGGCGAAACGUUAGACCUGCACACUGGUACGACGGCUUGCAGAGGUGGUGGAAGAGGAACGUUUACCUCUCCGUUCCGCAUGUGGACUGUAGGGAUCAUCUGGGCUACCUGCGAACCUCCCUCGCCCUCUCCAUCAUGGGCAUCAUCAUCGCACAAUUCUGGCGACUCCAGCACGCUCCCAACCCGAAUCCAGUCUUCGGGUACUUCAUCGUCAGUGUGCCCCUCGCAGCGAUUCUGCAAGUCGCAGCUUUGUGUACUGCGCUGCUGGGUGGCAUCCGAUUCUGGAGACAGCAGACGGCCAUGGCGAGAGGGAAAGUGUGGGCGGGAGGGUGGGAGACUAUGGUUAUUGGAUGUGGAGUGAUGGCGCACAUCGCGGCUACAGAUGUAACCGCACUCGGCGCUGCAUCGGACUCCAUACCACAACUACAUCAGCUGCUGCACGAGGGCUUAAGCUCACGAUAA
This is a messenger RNA of Zymoseptoria tritici IPO323, 612 nucleotides long. RefSeq lists its product as uncharacterized. Bases 1 to 612 code for a protein of 203 amino acids. The record is from RefSeq and is a predicted model, not a curated record. The transcript has 3 exons. Lineage: Eukaryota; Fungi; Ascomycota; Dothideomycetes; Mycosphaerellales; Mycosphaerellaceae.